Messenger RNA from Morone saxatilis (striped sea-bass), 5144 nucleotides. It is a transcript of the gene tbc1d13, whose product is annotated as TBC1 domain family, member 13. NCBI's taxonomy places the organism in Eukaryota, Metazoa, Chordata, Actinopteri, Moronidae. The record is from RefSeq and is a predicted model, not a curated record. Gene Ontology annotation, biological process: intracellular protein transport; activation of GTPase activity. Gene Ontology annotation, molecular function: GTPase activator activity.
UACACACUGCAGGAUCCACUGACAGCAAUCCACUAUAAACAGUAGUACUGCUCAGCAGUGUGGCAAACUAUUCCAAUUGUUUUUUUUAUUGACAAUAACACACCUAUAAUUAACAGGAUAAUAUCCAAUUGUUUGGAAGACCUCUGUAAGUGCACAUUUAUUAGUUAUAUGUUUAAUAUGUUACUAUCAAUGUGUGUUUAAUCCUUGAAACGAGAAAGACUUGAUAUGAAACCAACGUGACCGGACGGGGAACCAAUUCGGAACAAGGGAACGAUCGCAUCAUCUGAACCCACUCAGUGAGUUGUCUGUGGAUCUAAACAGCGGCGUGCUGUGUGCCCACGGUGUUGUUGUGAAGACGGAAGUGGUAGGAGGACUUCCCUCUGGCCAAUAAUUCAUUCCUUUUUGGAAACAGUUAAAGGAAUACAGCGCCGCCUGCCCAGACAUGUCUACUGCGUACAGAAACAGGAUACAGGAAUUCAAAGUGACCUUAAGUGAAGAGAACAUAAACUUGAAGACACUGAGGGAACUUUGCUUCAAUGGAAUCCCAUUUGAAGGAGGCAUACGAGCACUUUGCUGGAAGAUUCUUCUUAAUUAUCUACCUCUCGAUCAGACAUUAUGGGAGUCGUUCCUGAAAAAGCAGAGGAGGAGCAAAACAUCAAACCCCAGUACUUCACAUUCCGCUGGCUGACCUUGUUGUUAUCGCAGGAGUUCCUCUUGCCAGACGUCAUCCGUAUCUGGGACACUCUGUUUUCUGACCAGGACCGAUUCCACUUCCUCAUCCUGGUCUGCUGUGCCAUGCUCAUACUCAUCCGAGAUAACUUGCUGGCAGGAGACUUCACGGUGAAUAUGAGAUUACUGCAGGAUUACCCAAUCUCAGAUGUCCACACCAUCCUGAUCAAGGCCAAAGAGCUGCGGGAUAACUCCUAACCUGUUCCCUCUUUUCCUCCUGCCCUCCCUGCUCACAUGUGGUAGGUGGGGGUUUAAACAUUUGAAAAACAUUGUCAUGUCAAACAUGUAUCAUGGGAGGACUGGAUGAAUGAAGAGCCUGGACACAUUUGUUAGGGGAAAACUCCAGCGUACUGCUUUUUUUUAACUCAAUGUCCGAUGUUUGGUCAGUGGGGACUGCCAUGAAAACCUUUGAGGACACGCUGAAACUAUUCCUUCCUGGAAGUGAGGAGGAGAUGCCACUUGCUCCUCGAUGCAUUAUGGGAAAAGGCUCCUCUCACAGCCAUCUCUCCCAUGGAGACUUGUUGUGCUCAGAUAAUUGUGUUUGCGCUGAACAUCUGAGGGAGAGGGAGCCACAUAAGUCCUACACUACCAAUCUUAGUUUGUCAUGAAAACAUACCAGAAAUGUUUUUGCAAUGUAGAGCUAAGAAUUUAAUAAGAAUCCCACUGCGACCACAUAUGUAGUCAGAUUGAGCAAACAUUUUAAUUGGGUUGAGCAAUAGUGCAUGUUUAUUCUUUAUGGGUUUUUUUUUAGAAGUUGAACAUUUUUAAUGUAAGAAACAUGUAUGCCUUAUCUGUUUAAUGAUGUGAAACAGGAGACAGUAUUUCUGGGUAUAUUUGCUGUCUGGCUAAAAUAAAUAUGAAGUGAUGGGCCUUGCCUAUUGAAUAUUGUAUUAGUGAGCUUCUGAAAAUCCUUAUUCCAUGUGCAUUAUGUCUCUUGUUUACUUUAUAAAGUCAUAUUACUUUGACCAGACAAAACACUGCAAGAAGGACAACAACCAUCAGAGGACAUUGUGCUGCUUUUCACACUGAACAUUAUUUGCUGAGCUUUUUCUUCAGCCUGGGUCUACAUGUAUCUCUAUAGCAGUUCCAUACAGCACUUUAUACCACAGUGAGUCAUUCACUGUGACUGAGGGGGUGUGCGUUAUUUCAGAUAAUGCAUGGUAAGAAAGGUUACCAUUCUGAACAGACAUUCAAUGACUGACAGUUUUCAACACUGUUUUACAUUUUGGUCACUAACAAAAUUUAGAGAUUAGGUAGCCAGUCCGCAGCUAGUGGUUCUUCCAUUUAGUGGAGAAGGAAAGUGUUUUGUGGCUGACAAAGAUGUUGCUACCACAGAAAUGACAUUAAUGGGGAGGUAAUGAAUACAAUGUUAGAUUGAUUGAUUUUACUGGGAUUGGAAAAAGCCAAAGUUAGCUCAUUUUGUUUGCCGUCUGCUACUGUCAAAAUACAACACACCAAACAGAGGCUAAACACUUUUAUUUCUAAUAAGUGUACGUUAUGAUGUGCGUUAUGAAAAAGUUCAACACCUCAAGAGCACCCAGGUCCUUGUGUUGUGUCAACACAACUUCCAUUAAUUAAUACUGUAUAUCAUGACUCAGAGCAUAAUUAAUAUUUAUUAGCAUUAUGCUGACUCCAAAUGAUUAGCAUCACAUCAGCUACUAACAGCUAGUUAGCAUUAUGUCAGUUAAACAGCUAGCAUGACUUUGUACGUAAUAAAAAUUCAUGUAAAUUUGUCAAAGAAAAUACACACGACUGAGGGAAAAAAUAAAAAUUUUGAAGCUCUUGGGUUCAGCUGUUAUAGCGGUAAACUAUCUUCUUGCUUAUUUUACUGUUAGCCAGCAGAAUUUGAUGGAACAUAAAUGAAAAGAAAGUAAGCAUUAACGUAAAGUGUUAAAAGCUUCAUAACUUGAGGAUUAGCAUUAAACCUCUUCCCACUUUUUAUUCUUUUCCCUUUUAUCUGUUAGCCUGCCUAGCAAUAGCUUAAGAGUGGAGUGACAAGCAAGCUGAAGUAGCAUGACUAUUGCAGUGGUUUUAAACUCAAAUCCCAUUUCACACUUGAUGCAGGCCUGCAAUUGAUUGGUUUUUAAGGAAAUAAAGCCCUUGUUAACUUGGAGUUAAAAACUAAGCUAGCCCAGGCUUAAUGGUGUAGAUUAACCUUUGGUUAAGCCUUUUUAAUGUUCAGUGCAAACUACAGCACAGCUUCACAGAGAGUGUUGAUUCCUAUCAUUUAUUAUUUUAUACUGUGUUGUGCACAUACCAUAUGAUCUGUGCAGCAGGUAGAUUCAUUUGAAUGUAAAUGUGUAUCUGCAAGCCUAAAUGUACCACUGCCGUAAUAUCCAGUCAAUAGCUUGUAACAUGUUAAUAUUGUUAAUUAGUGGGGGACAAGAAGUCAUUUCUGUUUUAAAGCUCAGAAUAUGUUGAAUAAUUUAAUGCAUACUCAUAUGAAGGCACUCAGAUAGUGAUGAAACACUUCUCCGCGUUAAUUUUGGGAAGGAUGAAACUAAAAUUUUAGUAUAUCUUUUAUGAAUCGGACCUUGAGACGGGGCAGAGAGCGGUUGCAAGUGAUGCCUAAUUCAUGCUGCAAUCAGCGGCCUCAAUCUGUUCUUUGGGAAUUCACCCUUCAGUGUCAUUGUGUCAAAUAUGACCCUUCAGAUACUUGCCCAAAAUGGUAACAGACACAAUUUCCAUGGCAACGGCAGUAUUUCUCUGAUGUAUAAUUUUUUAAAUGUUUUUAUAGACACUUCUUAGAAAUCGGGCAGGGCAUUAAAACUCAGUUUUUUCUGCUACCGAAGAUCAAAUCAAAUCUUACUUGACCAUCGUAGUUAAAACACACUAUUGAAAUGUAGUCUUUAAUAUUGCAGAGGGUUGUGUGUGUGGAAGCUCUGUUUACUUUUAGUAACUGUAUGAAAUGAUAGUCCUUUUUAAAAUGUGUUAAGCUACUCAAGGACACAUUUAUCUGUGAACUGAGAACUGGAAAGGAUAUUCUUCUGAAUUGUGUCAAGUUAAACAAUUUCUAAACCUCUCAUACCAGAUCAGAAUUGGUAUGUUGCAAAAAUGAGCCAUCAUUCAUUCUCCUUCAUGGUAUUUGAGUCAUUUGUUCUAAGCUGUUAAAUAAAUUGAAUCACUAUUUGCUUUUGAAUCUAAAACCAGUCAAUCUGUGUCAGUUUUAUUAUGUAAAAAAGAAAUGAGAUUUUAUCCACCCGUCCUUGUAAAUCAUCCAAGAGACUCUGAGGGGUCAGCAAAUAAUAUACCAUGCCAUGUUAAUAUUCAGCUCCUCACCCUUUUGGAUUUUGUACCCAAAUUUCACCAUCAAAACCUGAGCUUAAUAAACAAAUAACACAAAGAAAGCUGUUAUUUUAAUGGAAAAUUAAAGAAUAAGUCUAUUUUUCUUAUUGCCAACUAAUUCCAAAAAAGACCAAAGCCAAUAAUGUGUUUCUGACUUCUUUAUCCUGUCUGCUUAUUGGUCCCUAGUGCAAAAUUCUCGCAAAUAUAUAACUGAAUUCUUUUAAAAGCCUUAGUGAUUUCAUAAAACAGCUGAGCAUUGUAGUUUUUUUUUUUUUUAUUAAAAAGAACUCAUUAUAGCUGCCUUUUUGAAACAAGUAAAGGAGUAAGAAAUCUAUUAUUCUGUUAUAAUAAGUUAAUAGAGUUAAUAUCACUGAGGUAUUUGGAGUUCACAUAGUUGCUUAUUUUGGAUAAAACACUCAACUAUGAGUCCAGUCCUAAAACCAAUGCAAACAACUCCAUAACUAUAUAAAAUGAUUUUGUUUUCUGAACUUGACCUGCCUUGAAUGACCCCUAGGUGUGUGUUGCCCCGCCCUCUUAAACUGCAGUGAGACAGACCCAGUGUCUGUAAGAGAGGAUUGGAGAUUUGAAUACAAUAAAGCCCUUACUACUACAAAUAAGACAUUUCCCUGCUCUGUGCAGUUUUCUCUUACUUGACAUCGCCUGAGAAAAAGCAGUCCUAAACAUAAACCUUUCCAAGUGUACUGGCUCGACAUUUAUAUUCAACCACUUCUAAAUGUCCAGAUUAUUCUGUUUGGUAAGAAAGAGCAGAAGAACAAGCAUCCUAAACCCAAAACAAGACAUUUUGCACCUGAAAGGAUCUUUAUCUCGUGCAAAUGUGUGGGGGUGAAUUGUUUUUUUGAGGGACUAAUUUAUAGCAUCCACAUGCUCUUCUUUUUAAUGUGUAUUUAUUUCUAUCCUGAUGGCUUUGUAUGUGUGGGAGUGUGUGUGUGUGUGUGUGUGUGUGUGUUGGGGGGGGUGAUGUUCAGUAUACUCUUUAUGUCUUAUGUCAGUUAUUUGCAUGGUUCCAAUUUUGUAAGCACAUUUUUGUAAUGUCUCCAGUGUUAAGACUUGUAUAUAUGUUUUUACAUGUUUGCAGAUGUGCAUUAAAAUGAAUGAUGGUAUAAAUCAAA